CACGCUAUACUCGGCUCUACAAACACGCCCUUUUUUCUUCCUCUCUCUCUCUCUCACUCACUGUCUCGUACUUCUCACUCUCACUCGCCUCCGUCACAUCUUGCCGGAGCUCCAUUUCCCGGCCAAACCCCCGCCGGCGAGAUCCGUCCGGCACACCUCCCACACUUCCCCCAAAAAAUGGUUUAACAAACAAAGCUUCCAUCUCUGAAAAGAAAAAACAAAAAACAAAAAGAGAAAUCUUCUCUCUCUCGUUCUCUCUCUCUCUCUCUCUCAAACAUGUGUCGUUUUCUUGUUGUUGUUGUUGUUGUUCUACAGUGUCUUCUCUUCCACACUUUCGCACUCACCGCUUCGGUUCCGAAUAGUAACGACGCACUAUCCCUCCUCGCUUUCAAAAACUCCGUCUCCUCCGACCCCUCGAACCUUAUACAACAAUGGAACAACGCCACUUCCUCCACCUUCUGCAACUGGCGCGGCGUUACUUGCGGCGGUUCUGGCAGAGUCACUGCCCUCCGCGUGACCGGCCUCGGCGGCGGCCAAUUGUCUCCCUCCCUCGGAGACUUGUACGAGCUUCGCGUCCUUUCCCUUCCCGGAAACAUGUUUUGCGGCGAGAUUCCGGCGAUCCUUGGUAACCUCCGGCACCUCGAGGUUCUCGAGCUUCAACAGAACAACUUCUCUGGGAAGUUACCCUUUCAGAUGAGUUACCUGCAUUCUCUUCAACUCGUUAACCUCUCUGGUAAUGCUCUCAGCGGUUCAAUUCCGAGUUGUUUCGUUGGGAGCGUGAGAACCGUUGAUUUGUCGAACAACCGGUUUUCUGGUAAGAUCCCAGUAGAUGGUUUAACCAACGGCUGUGAUUCGCUGGACUACUUGAGGCUUUCGCACAACUUUUUGAUCGAUGAGAUUCCACGCCAGAUUGGGAAAUGUAGGAACUUGAGGUACCUUUUUCUCGAUGGGAAUAUCUUGGAAGGGGGAAUCCCAAAUGAGAUUGGUUUCGCUUCUGAGCUUAGGGUUCUAGAUGUUUCUAGAAACAGCCUCACCGGCAGGGUCCCCAAAGCGCUUGGCAGUUGCUUGAAGCUUUCGGUUAUUUUGCUAACUGAUUUGUCUGAUGAUGAGGAAGAAGAAAAUGAGGGAAGCUUGGGUUAUAAUGAUAGCUUUAGAGGAGAGUUCAAUGCGUUUGUUGGGAAUGUUCCUCACGAAGUUCUCUUGAUUCCCAGGUUGCAGGUCUUUUGGGCGCCAAGGGCGAAUCUUGCUGGACGUUUGCCUGGCCGAGGCUGGACGGAUUCUUGCGCGCUGAGAGUGCUAAAUUUGGGGCAGAAUUAUGUAUCUGGUGUUGUGCCGGAGAGUUUGGGGAUUUGUAGGAAUUUGACAUUCUUGGACUUGAGUUCUAACAGUUUGGUUGGAUAUUUGCCUUCACAGCAGCUCAGGGUUCCUUGUAUGGUGUACUUCAAUGUCAGCAACAACAAUAUAUCUGGCACACUUUCAGGGUUUGGGAAUGGAAGCUGCGGUUCAACUGGCACCCCUGCUGCAAAAGACCUUGAAUUCCUUGAAUGGGAAGGAUACAAUGGUACAUACUUUAGUAUUCCUGUUUGGAGAUUUUUGAAGAAUCCUCUACUUGGAUCAGGUUUAGAAGAUAAUAAUAAUACUGUCAUUAGCCAUGAUUUCAGUUGGAAUAGGUUUGGUGGAUUGUUACCUAUGUUUUCUCUUGGAGAUAAUCUUUUUACUGCAAAUCAUAGAGUUUCUUACAUGCUGUUUCUCAAUAAUAAUGAGUUCAAUGGGUCUUUAUCAAACCAGCUUGUUUUGAACUGUAAUGAUCUUGAGGCAUUGUCAGUUAACUUAAGUAUGAACCAUCUGUCAAAUGGGGACUCGCCAGCAUUACUGCUGGACUGUCUACGGUUGACAGUUUUUGAAGCAGCAUACAACCAGAUCAGUGGGUCAAUUGGAAAGGAUAUAGGUCACUUGAUGAUGCUUCAGCGUCUUGAUUUGAGUGGGAACAAACUAUUUGGAUCUUUGCCUGAUGAAUUAGGAAGCCUGAAAAACAUGAAAUUGAUGCUUUUAGCAGGAAAUAAUCUCACCGGGGAAAUUCCUUCCCAGCUUGGUCAAUUGGCUUACCUUUCUGUUUUGAAUCUUUCUCACAAUGCUCUAGUGGGAACGAUUCCAGCAAGUCUGUCAAAUGCCACUAAUCUUGAAAUUCUGCUGCUAGAUCACAAUAAGCUUUUUGGGGAAAUACCUUUAUCCUUUUCAACACUUUCCAAACUUGUUCAGCUAGAUGUUUCUUUCAAUAAUCUUUCAGGUCAUAUUCCUUACCUUCAGCAUCCAAAUGAUUGUGGUUCCUAUAAAGGGAAUGAACACCUGCACUCUUGCCCUGAUCCAUACUCUGAUUUGCCUGCUUCCCUUCCAGUCCCUCUUGAAGUCAAAAGUUUGCACAGACACAGGAAAUCGAGGACGUUGGUUAUUGCCUUGGUGUCUUCUGGUUCUCUAGUUAUUUGCAUACUUAUGGGAAUCGUAUUGAUGAUCAUUUUUGGGAGGAGUAAAUUUGGUCGCCUCAGCAGUCUUAGAAGAAGACAGGUGGUGACUUUCCAGGAUAUUCCAACUGAAUUGAGUUAUGAUGGUGUGGUCACCGCAACUGGAAAUUUCAGCAUUCGAUAUCUAAUCGGCACUGGUGGUUUUGGGUCAACUUACAAGGCAGAACUGUCUCCUGGUUUUCUUGUUGCCAUAAAGCGGUUGUCAAUAGGUAGAUUUCAAGGAAUUCAGCAGUUUGAAACGGAAAUAAGGACAUUAGGUAGAAUUCGGCACAAAAAUCUUGUGACUCUUAUUGGCUACUAUGUAGGAGAGACAGAAAUGUUCUUGAUUUACAACUACCUCUCUGGCGGAAACCUUGAAGCCUUCAUACAUGACAGGUCAGGGAAAAAGGUGCAGUGGCCAGUUAUUUACAAGAUAGCGAAAGACAUAGCAGAGGCCCUCGCUUACCUUCAUUAUUCUUGUGUUCCCCGCAUAGUUCACCGCGAUAUCAAGCCUAGCAACAUCUUACUCGAUGAAGAACUUAAUGCCUACCUGUCUGAUUUCGGCUUGGCAAGAUUGCUUGAGGUUUCUGAAACCCAUGCCACCACUGAUGUGGCAGGCACAUUCGGUUAUGUUGCUCCUGAAUAUGCCACCACUUGCAGGGUGUCUGACAAAGCAGAUGUCUACAGCUUUGGUGUAGUGUUGUUAGAAUUGUUGUCUGGAAGAAAGUCACUUGAUCCAUCAUUUUCUGAAUAUGGGAAUGGAUUCAAUAUCGUACCAUGGGCUGAGUUGUUGAUAACCGAAGGUCGUUGUUCUGAGCUAUUCUCAUCUGCUUUGUGGGAAGCUGGUCCAAAGGAUAAGUUGUUGGCACUUCUAAAGUUAGCACUAACAUGCACAGUAGAAACACUUUCCAUUCGGCCAUCGAUGAAGCAGGUUCUUGAGAAACUGAAACAACUGAAAUGUUGAAAACUUUAAGCAAUUGAUGCCAAAACAGCAAGAGAUGCUGCUGUUUGUAACGAUUGACAAUACCAAGAUGAGUUGCAAAAGGGUUACUAUGUUCAAUAGCUGCAAAGAUGACCAGUUUCUUUCUCGUUACCCGAGAUUCAUGAUCAUCAUGGGAACAAACAAAUGAGCGGUUACUACAAAGCCUGUGUUCCCACACCAUUCAAUGGUGGUAAGGAUGUGAAUCGAUCUGGUGUAUGCACAAUUUUAUUCUAACAGUUUUCACACCAACUGAAGUGUUCAUCUUUUCGCUUCCUCUGAGGCCAUGUGAGUUGCAUGAUGGAAUCUACCUCUUAAUGAGUUUGAGACUCUUUCUAUCGAAGGGGUAGUUACGUAACCGCGUGGGAGCUAUGAAGAUCCAAGAUUCUUUUAUUGAUUGGUGACAAAGCAUAUUUGUCAUCUUUCUUAAAAGGGUUUGAACUUUGAAAUUCUUGCUCAGUGAGUGUUAGUGGAAUAGAUAGAUAAAUAUGCCAAAAAGUACAAGUCACAUUUUCAAAAUUUGUAGAUGUAAAUGUAAGUCGAUCAUUAAUGUAUUGAUGUAGGUAAGACCUAUGAGAAAUCUUGGUGCUAACUCGGCAGAAUAGGAUGCCAGGAUGGUUCUCGAUCUUUGUUUUUAGUACUUUUUUCGUUCCAAAUGUAAAUAGAAAAUAGACAGAACGCAAUGCUGAGCAGUGGGUAGGACAGCACAUCAAUCGCCUAAUUCAAUUA
Molecule: messenger RNA, 4206 nt
Organism: Arachis duranensis
Lineage: Eukaryota; Viridiplantae; Streptophyta; Magnoliopsida; Fabales; Fabaceae
Product: LRR receptor-like serine/threonine-protein kinase RPK2
Exons: 2
Coding region: 277-3462 (1061 amino acids)
Biological process (GO): protein phosphorylation
Molecular function (GO): ATP binding; protein binding; protein kinase activity
Source: RefSeq, a predicted model, not a curated record